AUGGCUUUGGGCCUGCUUGACCUACCGCCCGAAGUCCGGACGAUUAUAACAUUUUACAUUGAGGCAACACGCAUCCUAUACGGCGAGAACGUUUUUGGCUUUCUAGGCAUCCGUUCAGCCUUCCCAAGUCUCGAUAGCGCUUUGACGACACAAAAUCUUACAGCUACCAAUUUCUUAAGGAUUCGCAACCUCUACUUAGAGUUGGCUGCGGUCGAUAAAGAAUCGCUAUUACGGUUUAUAAACUAUCUAGAUGCUACAAAGAUGCAUUUGGAUACUCUGAUCCUUGGCCGUCUUCGGCCUGGGCGGCUUCUUGGAAAUGAUGAGAUGUCGAACCUAGUAGCAUCUUUAUUACGGCAAGGAACAGUCCGUCGUCUUCAGAUCAGGAACAACGCAAGGUAUAGACCACAGCCGGAGGUGGAAAGAAAUGGCCUAUUUAUUCUAACCCAAGACGCGGAAUCCAUGUGGGGCAUGAGCUUUGGGACUGAACGCUUUAAGAAAACCUAUCAUUCGGUCGUACUAGCCGAUUCGAAGCCCUAG
Messenger RNA from Bacidia gigantensis, 537 nucleotides. RefSeq lists its product as uncharacterized. The transcript has 2 exons. The record is from RefSeq and is a predicted model, not a curated record. NCBI's taxonomy places the organism in Eukaryota, Fungi, Ascomycota, Lecanoromycetes, Lecanorales, Ramalinaceae. Bases 1 to 537 code for a protein of 178 amino acids.